Messenger RNA from Ixodes scapularis (black-legged tick), 936 nucleotides. RefSeq lists its product as uncharacterized. Lineage: Eukaryota; Metazoa; Arthropoda; Arachnida; Ixodida; Ixodidae. Gene Ontology annotation, molecular function: metallopeptidase activity. Bases 1 to 936 code for a protein of 311 amino acids. The record is from RefSeq and is a predicted model, not a curated record. The transcript is spliced from 10 exons.
AUGACGGCUUGGAUCAGUGUAUGCAUAACCUACGAUGAAAUAUACACCACAAUAAAUCCCUAUUCUUUGGACGAUGAAUCUUUUCUGGAAUAUUUUAAAGUGUUCGUAAAAGCUACCGAGCUGCGUUUUCAAGAUCUAGAAAAUACCAGAGUCAUUCUGGCACUUAGGCGAAUUGAAAAACACACGGGAAACGAGAAACUACCUGUGAUUGAAACAACGUCAUCUGGUAAUUCAUAUGUUGACUCUGACGAGACGAUUCUUGCACUGACUAAGGUGAGAGCGGAAAGACCAAAUUAUUACCAAGAUUGUGAUAUUCUUCUCUUUAUAACGGGGAAUUCUGUAGACACCCACCUCAUAAAUCACGAUGGGACAUGGCACGGUCUGCCCCUGAAAGGCAGAUUUUGCGAACAUGAAAGCGUGGCGUUUAUUCACGACAACGGAAAAACCUUCAGUGGCGUCCAUAACUUCGCUCAGCAACUCGCUUUUUUGCUGGACGCCCCACUACAAACUUCUUCUGGAUAUUAUAAAUCUCUUAUGAGCCCCCCGGGUGUAGGCUUUCUAUAUGGCGUCCAUCUUAAAGGGAGAUUGGCCAUUAGAACGCUACUUGAAAAGAAAACAGAAGUGCCCGGAAGCAACUUCGGAUGUUGGAGAGAUGUACCUUAUUCCCUGUUAUAUCCACUGCCACACGACUAUUUAGGAACUAUGAGCUCCCCAUGCAGUUUGUACAAGUUAGGGAAAUGCAACGAUCCAAAGCAAGGACUUCGGAUAGACGGCCAGCAAGUACCGGCACCUCCGUGUAAACACACGUGCUGCAAAGAAGGAGGAUGUCAGAUUGUGGUAAAUUGGCCAGAUGGCAGGCCCUGUGGUGUGUCUUCAGUGUGCGUAAGCGGGUGGUGUGUUAACCUGGCAACUGGAAAUGUUAUGCAGCCGAAAUAA